Cyphellophora europaea CBS 101466 is the source of this 402-nucleotide messenger RNA. Its product is annotated as histone H2A. The coding region runs from base 1 to 402 and encodes 133 amino acids. The transcript is spliced from 3 exons. NCBI's taxonomy places the organism in Eukaryota, Fungi, Ascomycota, Eurotiomycetes, Chaetothyriales, Cyphellophoraceae. Gene Ontology annotation, molecular function: structural constituent of chromatin; protein heterodimerization activity; DNA binding. The record is from RefSeq and is a predicted model, not a curated record. Gene Ontology annotation, cellular component: nucleosome.
AUGACUGGCGGCAAAUCUGGCGGCAAGGCCUCUGGCUCCAAGUCUGCUCAAUCCCGUUCCUCCAAGGCCGGUCUCGCCUUCCCCGUUGGCCGUGUCCACCGUCUGCUCCGCAAGGGCAACUAUGCUCAGCGUGUCGGUGCCGGUGCGCCCGUCUACCUGGCUGCCGUUCUUGAGUACUUGGCUGCCGAAAUCCUCGAGUUGGCUGGCAACGCUGCUCGCGACAACAAGAAGACCAGAAUCAUCCCCCGUCACUUGCAGCUCGCCAUCCGCAACGAUGAGGAGUUGAACAAGCUGCUCGGCCACGUCACCAUCGCCCAGGGUGGUGUUCUGCCCAACAUUCACCAGAACCUCCUGCCCAAGAAGACCUCCAAGGGUGGCAAGAACCCCAGCCAAGAGCUGUAG